Microplitis demolitor is the source of this 2525-nucleotide messenger RNA. RefSeq names its product microtubule-associated protein Jupiter (gene Jupiter). The transcript has 6 exons. The coding region runs from base 252 to 1004 and encodes 250 amino acids. Gene Ontology annotation, cellular component: nucleus. The record is from RefSeq and is a predicted model, not a curated record. NCBI's taxonomy places the organism in Eukaryota, Metazoa, Arthropoda, Insecta, Hymenoptera, Braconidae.
ACCGAUCGCCAGUCUCUCGAUCGCGUUACAGCUCGUCACAAUAAAGCUCUCUCUUUUAAUUCUUGCUUAAUUAUUUAACUCCAAUAUAGUGUAUUAGUGUGUUUAAACAUCCAUUUUAAUUAGAGUGGAUCAAAGGGUGAGAGAUAAAAUUUAAAAUCGAGUGUCAACGCAUAAAGGCAAGAAAGGAGCAGAAAAAAUAUUUAUUAAAUUUAAGGGGGUGUACCAGGGAUAAAAUACGUGUACGGUCGGACAUGGCCACUUACGCUGCAUACAGACACAUUGAACUCGACAAUGUCGGUUAUGGAAAGAAAAGGGUUUUGAAACCACCUGGUGGCGGUAGCAGUGACAUAUUUGGCGGAGCAGACGAAACAAGCCCACGGCGUGUUAAGAAUCACAAUGCAUCUCAGCUUGGUUCAGCAUUAUACGGUGACAGUGGUGCAAGUACAGGCAGCAGCAGCCCCGAGACACCACGUGCCAAUAAGCCCGGUAAUGAUUCACACAAACGUCUGUUUGGUCCUCCCGAACCCGCUCCCAAAAACACAAAAAAUCACAUGCGCAGCAACAUCUCCCUCAGCGGAAAUGAUAUUAUUGACAAUAUUAAUUCGUCAAAUUGUCGCACAAAUAAGAACAAUGAGUCUAAUGGGACUCACAUCAAUGGCACCGCUUUUGUCAACGGCAACGCUAAUACUAAUGAUAUCACAGCUUUUAGGAGAAUCAAGCGAUUUCGAGGAUCGUCCUUUAUACCGCGGAAUCCCGUGACUGGAGAUGGAAUUGACAUUACGCCAGUGCGGCGCAGCACACGAAGGUGUCGAGAUCGUAACCCGGUGACAGGCGCUGGAUACACACCUGAUCAGCAGAACAACGUGACAUCGCACAAUGGCAGCAGCAAUGCCAGCAUUAAUGGCGAUUCAAAAUCAACAACUGAUUCAUCUCCAUCAAGCACAAAUAAACAACCUGGUCGUGGCCGUGUACCACCCGGUGGAUUCUCUUCUGGUCUUUGGUAAAAAGGACUUCCUUUUUAUCUUUGAGUAUUUUUUAUCUCACAUGAGAUGACUCAAAAAAAAAAUACAAAAGAAAGAAAAAAACAAAUUUCGAAUUAAUCAAUUUGUCAAUAUUAUCUAAAGAUUAAUUUUCAAAUGCUUCAGCCGUUGUCAUUCCUAUUUAUUUUUUUAUCGCUCUUCGGCUUAUAAUUUUUUUUUUAAAUUAAAUUAUAAUUAAAUCUUUCUGUUUUGAAGAAAAAAUUAUUUGUACUUGUACAAUUAUUGUCGUAAAUUAAUUGGUGUUAAAUAAAAACUAUAAAUAAAAUAGAAAAAAAUGAAUUUUGUAAUAAAAUAAUUUCAAAAUUAAUAAACAUUAAAGGAUUUAAUAUAUAUUCUCGGGCGUAAUUAAUAAUUGUACAUUUAAUCUUAUGAUUAUUAUUAUAUUUCUAUAAUAAUUAUUUAAUUAAAUAAAUAUAUAAAUUAAAUGCACCAUAUGAAAGUUAUUAAAUAAGUGCUUUCUCAAUGCUGUGCCUUCUUACUAUCAUAUAUUAAAUAUAUCAUUUUUUGUUGGCUUCUUCAAAGUCGGUAAAUAUGAAAGAAUAAAAUAAUUUAAAAAAAUAAAAAAAGUGGAUAAUAACUAGGCACUUGAAUAGAUUUAACUGUACAUGAGACGCCCGAGUGCUCUUCGUGAUUUUUCUCUUUUUUUAAAUUUUCUUACUCUUACCAUCUCGUGUAAUAAUUCAUUUUUGUUUUCUUUUUACAUUUCUCAUUAUUAUUAUUUAAAAAUUUUUUUUUUUGCGCAUUCCUUGUUUAUCGGUGUGCAUCAUCCAAUACGGAACUGCGUUUGGCUCUUAGCACAACUACUUUAAACUCGUUGGAUACACGAGAAUCGCUUAUAAUUAUUUUCAUAACAGCACGUAUUUUAUAAACGUAUUUAUUUUCGAUGCGAUAAUCUCAGCUAUUAAUAUUUAUCAACAUUUAUAGAUAAUAGUAAUUAUAAUAUAUCAAAAACAAGAAAAUGUGGAUGAACAAAAAAAAAUGUAAAUUUUUUCAUUAUCAAAAACAUGAUUAAAUAAUUUAAUUCAUUUUCAUUCAUUCACAAUAUACUCAUUUAUACACCAUGUAAUCAUAACGUUUUUCUUUUUGUCACAAAGAAAUAAAAAUAACCAUAAAUAAUCAACAAAUGACUUGACCUCAUAUUUGGUAUAAGUUAAAUUAUAUAAAAUGUAAUAAUUCAUCAUUAUUAUUUGUGAUUAUACCCUUUUGUACUCUGGCAAUAAAUAAAAAUUUUGUAAACAAACUUAUUUUUAUUAUUUAAAAAAAAAAUUAUUUCAUGAUAAAUUAUUAUUAUUAUAAUAGAAUGAAUAGGGAUUGUUUGAGUUCACAAUGCAAGCGUGUACUUUAGAAUUGGAGUAAGGCAGAAAUUAUAAAUGCGGUCAUUGAAGUAAUCUCUUACUAAAAGCAACUGGUCACUUUAAUGGAUUUAUUAAUGACGUUUAAAAUAUUUUCUUUAAAGACAAUGAACAUAAGCUGAUCCAGAGACAC